Messenger RNA from Ixodes scapularis (black-legged tick), 1960 nucleotides. Its product is annotated as putative polyketide hydroxylase. The coding region runs from base 1 to 588 and encodes 195 amino acids. Lineage: Eukaryota; Metazoa; Arthropoda; Arachnida; Ixodida; Ixodidae. Gene Ontology annotation, cellular component: nucleus; cytoplasm. The record is from RefSeq and is a predicted model, not a curated record. The transcript has 2 exons. Gene Ontology annotation, molecular function: RNA binding.
AUGGGGCAUUGCAGCAAGGAAGAGGAGGGCGGAGCAAGCACCGCGGAGGGAGUCCUGCCCGACGACGCCAAGGAGAUGACACUGGACGAGUACAAGAAGGAGCAGGAGCAGAAGCGCUCGCGGGCGAGCUUCAACAUCCGCAAGCCCGGUGAGGGCGAGGAGAACGCCGAGUGGAAGAAGAUGUAUGUGCUCAAGAAGAAGAUCAACGAGGAAGGCGAGGAGGAGGAAGAGGAGGAGAGCGAGGACGAAGACGAGUAUGCUCGGCGCGGCCGCCAGCGUCAGCUCGUCGACAUCGAGAUCAACUUUGCGGACCAGCGCCGCAGCCGGGGGGGCCGCGGACGCGGCGGAGGCCUCGGACGCGGUGGACCGGGAGGUCCCGGCGGCCCCGGGCGCGGGGGCGGACCCAGGGGACCCCCCGGAGAACGGGGCCCUCCGGGCGAGAGGGGCGGACCCCGCGGAGGCGGAUUUUCGGGUCCCCGCAGCCCCAGGGAGCUGCCCCAGGGCGGAAGCGGGCCCGCGGCCGGACCCAAGCAGUCGGCGCCCAAGGUCGACGACUGGAACGACUUCCCUUCCCUGGUGGCCGCCUAAGACCCCGCGCUCCGACCGGGAGCGGAUCCACCAGAUCGGAGACAGAAGCGCGCGUCAAGGACGACCAUUGUCACUUGCGCUACACGAGUUUUUUGGCGCCUGCUAUCGAGGGUCGUUCGUUCCUUUCUCCCCCCCUCCUACAUGCCCCCUCUCUCAAACUGUUUUUUUUUCCUCCUUUGAUCUUUUCUCUCCCCUCUUUCCUCUGUGUUUCUCUUGAGACCUUUGACUAGCGUGUGCUUGCGCCAGAGUGCUGCAUCUGUAUGUAUGCGUGUGUGUGAGUGUGAAUGUCUACACUUUGCUUUUUCCGACUACUUGAGAGCAAAAGGCUCUUGAUUCUCUGGGAGGGCGGAACUGAAGAGCUGGUGUUCAAGAAAACCCUCACUGAUUUUUUUUUUUUUUUUUUUUUUUGUGGUGUCUAAAAAAAAUUUAUUUUCUGUUUUUGUUUUUUCUUGCAGAGUUUGUUGCACCACAUGCUCUUUUUGUGUAUGUUACACAGCUAAAUACAGUAGCGGGUUUUCUCUGUGCGUGUGUGAGUGAGUGUAGUUAAUUAUUUCUUGCGUGCGAGAGUGAGUGGUUCCCUUUCUCUGCGUUUUGCCAGUCUGGUCCUUGCUCCCCUUGGGAAGUUGGCGUGUAGUGUGUCCAAAAGUUUGAUCGUGAACAAGAAAAAGAGGUGCAGCCUUCUUUUUUUUGUUGUUGGGAUGGAACCGUAUUAGGGCUAGGGAAUUGUGCGCACAUCUUUCCUUUUCCUCCACUCUGCUCUGCAAUAAGAGUACAAAAUUAAGCAGUGCCCUUUUAUUUUCUUUGUUUCGUCUGACUGGGUUGUGAAUGUGAAGGGACAUGGUGGUUUUACUUGGCCUUUGACCUUCUUGAACCUUAAAAAAAAAGUAGCCCAAGAUGUCUUUUUUUUUUUUCCCCAUUUGGUUUAUUUGGGGAAUGAGGGGAAGAGAGGUCUGCAUCUGCCAGCGUUCAUUCUGACGACUGACGCAAAAUGGUGAAGAAAACCAGAGUGUUUCUUUUGAGUUGCUCGUUUGCCAGGCUAGCCUUAUUUGGGCUACCCUUAUAAGGCUGCCCCCAUCAUGCUACUACCCCCCCGAUCCUGUCUCAGUUGUGGUUUGUCUCGACGGGACGUUUGGGGGGGGGGGGGGGGGGGGGUUGACACGACCCCUUUUUAUUUGUUCUACCACAAGUUUUCUUUAGUAGAUCAAUACCGGGGCCCCGAAUGAGUCGCAGUGGGUGUCUCAUCUGGCGGAUGUGGUGGCAGCACAGAGUUGCUCUGGUUCUCACUGUGGGGAGGAGGGUCUUGUUUUUAUUUGAUGGGGAGGGGGAUGUGAAGGCGGGGGAAGUCGUUGAAUAAACGUCAUAGACAGUUGUA